Messenger RNA from Sparassis crispa, 447 nucleotides. RefSeq lists its product as hypothetical. NCBI's taxonomy places the organism in Eukaryota, Fungi, Basidiomycota, Agaricomycetes, Polyporales, Sparassidaceae. Bases 1 to 447 code for a protein of 148 amino acids. The transcript is spliced from 2 exons. The record is from RefSeq and is a predicted model, not a curated record.
AUGGGCCUCCUCGUCGCCCGGUGGACUCGAAAUCCCGACACACACACACAGCCCACAGAGCCGAACGGCGGGGGGCCGCGCCCUCCGGAGCAGAAUGGCAGUGACAGACACACCGUCGCAACAAGCUCGUCGACGUCCGACAGAGAAGGGGAAGCGCCGUCCCUCUAUCCGCUGAUCCACGCUCGCGCCACUGCCCGCGGCCACGUCAUCGUAGACGUGGAUACCGUCACCGACACGCACCCGCCGCUGUCCGCGCUGAGCCCGCUUCGAAUUCCUCGACGCCACGCGCCGUGGCGUAUCCGAAGCGCGUGCCCGCCGCGGGGUACGCACGGACGAGUCGAGGAGGGUUCGAGCGGUGGUGAUGUGGCACACAUCGAGCACCGGUCCGGCGGUCCCGGGUCAGACGCUGCGCGGCUGCUGAGCCCGACGCUGGCUGGCUGCAGGUGA